CUGGAAAUGUUGUGAUGUCACACAAGUGCUUGCAGCUUAUAAGCGUCGGUGAACGCGGAGAGAGAGCCGGGCAGGCACACUUCUGGACUGACUGCACCACAACUCUGUCAGAUAAGCACCAUGUAUCACCUGAGGGUACCUGCGCUCCUGCUACUGCUGCUUGUGCUGCUGCACUGCACUGCUGCCGCCCCCCGACACAGACACUUCAGCUCCAGCUCAUUUGGCCGAGAGGAGAGCCUCUUGCCAGAUGACGCCACGCCCAACUUCCUGCUCUCCAAAAACCUCUUUGGGCUCAUGGCCACACGGUCGCAGCGCGGCCUGGCCGCUAGAAACAGCCAUCCAGUGGAGAAAAGGAAGUGCAAGACGGCCACCUGUGUCACGCAGAGGUUAGCAGACUUCCUGGUGCGCUCCAGUAAUACCAUAGGGACGGUGUACGCUCCCACCAACGUGGGCUCGGCCGCCUACGGCAAGAGGGAGCUACCGGGCCACUACCUGCCCCUCUAGUGGCGUCCAUCGCCUACCAACUCUAACCCCAUGUUUACUUUCCCCUUCACUUUUCUUUCUUUUGUUUGGGCUGCUGCUUGACAGUAACAUGCUCUGGCAAUAAAAUUAUUAAGAUAAACAAAGUGUGAAGCCAUACAACAUUCCAUGUUUGUAAUAAAG
Nerophis ophidion (straightnose pipefish) is the source of this 663-nucleotide messenger RNA. RefSeq names its product islet amyloid polypeptide. The transcript is spliced from 4 exons. Gene Ontology annotation, cellular component: extracellular region. NCBI's taxonomy places the organism in Eukaryota, Metazoa, Chordata, Actinopteri, Syngnathiformes, Syngnathidae. The record is from RefSeq and is a predicted model, not a curated record. Gene Ontology annotation, molecular function: hormone activity. The coding region runs from base 121 to 504 and encodes 127 amino acids.